CGGUGGCUGACAAAAUCAGUCAUCUUCGAUCGGAAGCAAACAGAGAGUCUCAAAUCAAUCCAUUUUCGUCAGUAUGGCGACGACGUCGUUCCUAUCGCCGACGCAGCGGUACGGAGCCGGAGCUCUGUUCGCCCUGGCCCUCCACCAGGCUCAGAUGCACCAGACCCGGCCCCUCGGCAUGCUGGACCCCGAUGGGGAAGACGACGGCCCCGGAGAAGAGCGGCCCAGCAGCGGCAGUAGCAGCGACUCCGUCUCCGAGGACCCCGAUCUCUGGGUCCACGAGAACUCCGGCCUCCUCCUCCCCGUUUUCAGAUUUCUUGAUAUCGACAAAGUUGCGUGGCUUGGGCUUGAAGAGACAGCUGGAUCUUCUCCGGCAAAGCAUCACGUUGGAGCAUUCUUAAGGUUACUUGCAGAAGACACCAGUGUUAACUCUUCUGAAAGUUCAGAUCAGCAACUUGCUUUAUCAAAAGCUAUUGACAGCCUGACGCUUAGCAUGGAAACAAAUCCUGCAUCUUCCAAGUCCAAGAAAGAGAAACACCAGGAAUAUGAAAACGAAUGCCGAGAGAAACUCUCCACGAAUGAAGCAAAAGUGAACUCCGAAGCUACAGUUACAAUGCCAGAGACAAGUAGUACAUCAAACAUUGAAAGCCCAUCUCCUGAUUUGACCUGUGCAUUUGAAGAGGAACCUGUGGAAGAAGUUAAAAUGCUUAGUUAUGAGAGGAAAUUGGCGGUUCUUUAUGAGCUUCUUACAGCUUGUCUAGCAGAUAUUCGUGACAAUGAUAAGAAAAGUGCUCGGCGGAGAAAAGGAUACGAUGCUCGACAUCGGGUGGCUUUGAGGUUGUUGGCUACAUGGCUUGAUAUCAACUGGGUGAAAAUGGAAGCAAUUGAGAUGAUGGUUGCAUGUUCUGCAAUGGCUGUGGCGAAAGAGAAAGAAAAGGAAGAAGAAAGCCAAUCACCAAAAAGCUCAUGGGCAAAAUGGAAGCGUGGGGGAAUCAUUGGUGCUGCUGCAUUGACAGGAGGAGCAUUAUUGGCUAUUACUGGUGGGUUGGCUGCCCCAGCAAUUGCUGCAGGUCUUAGCGCUCUAGCUCCUACACUGGGCACUCUCAUUCCAGUGAUUGGAGCCAGUGGGUUUGCUGCAGUUGCAAGUGCUGCAGGAACUGUCGCUGGCUCUGUUGCUGUAGCUGCAUCCUUUGGAGCUGCCGGAGCUGGACUUACAGGAACCAAAAUGGCUCGGAGAAUUGGCAGCGUUGAUGAAUUUGAGUUUAAAGCCAUUGGGGAAAAUCAAAACCAAGGGAGAUUAGCUGUAGAAAUCUUGGUCUCUGGUUUUGUGUUUGAUGAGGAAGAUUUUGUGCGCCCCUGGGAGGGACAAAGUGACAACUUGGAAAGGUAUGCAAUUCAAUGGGAGUCCAAGAAUCUGAUCUCUGUGAGCACUGCGAUUCAGGACUGGCUUACUUCAAGAAUUGCGAUGGAGUUGAUGAAGCAAGGAGCAAUGAUGACAGUCUUAAGUACUCUCUUAACUGCAUUGGCUUGGCCAGCGGCAUUACUUGCUGCUACCGACUUCAUAGACAGUAAAUGGACGAUUGCUUUGGACAGAUCUGAAAAAGCGGGAAAACUUCUUGCAGAAGUAUUGCGAAAAGGACUCCAUGGGAACCGGCCUGUGACGCUCAUAGGAUUCUCUCUUGGAGCUCGAGUUAUUUUCAAGUGUCUUGAGGUUUUGGCUGAAACUGAACACACUGCCGAAUUUGUUGAAAGAGUUGUUCUUCUGGGAGCACCGAUUUCGAUUCAAGACGAGAACUGGAAAGCUGCUAGAAAGAUGGUGGCAGGAAGAUUUGUGAAUGCAUACUCCACUAAUGAUUGGACACUGGGAUUUGCUUUCCGUGCAAGUAUGUUUUCGAAAGGAUUGGCGGGAAUCCAACCAGCUGAUUUUCCCGGAAUCGAAAAUGUAAAUGUUACGGAACUCAUUGAAGGCCACAGUUCCUACUUGUGGGCCACACAUGAUAUUCUGGAUCGUCUCGAGUUGGAUACUUAUUAUCCCACUUUUCGCAUCCCUCCUCCCAGAAACUCGGAAAACUCAAGCUCGAAAAAGUCGCCCUAACGCUGCAGCAUGGGUCAUGUGGGGUUUGGUGCCAGCUUCCUUAGAUGCAAUAAACUCGUCUUUCCAUUCAGCGAGUCCAUCAAAUUUUGAAGCCUUUCCACACAUCGCAGAACUUGAAGUUUUAUGAGACCAAAAGGUUGGUCAGAGUUCGUUCGAUCAGAGGGGAAAAGAAUUCGUCGGGUAACUACAGUCGAGCUUUGGAGCCAUGAUUUCGUUUCCCUUUCCUUUUAUACUGCUCUCCCUUAUCGUAGUAUAUCCGGUUCGCGAAAUUGGAUUCUCAUAGUAACGCUACAUCAGCCUCCUCCCCAGUGUAAUUACUACAUAGGAUACCUCCACGAGGACAUGCAUUUCACAUGUUCUUGUACUUACGAGUUGCACGAUGUGCUGUUAAUAUAUACUUAUGUCUUGAUUGAGAAAAUGCAGUUGUUGAUCGCGAUCA
Molecule: messenger RNA, 2534 nt
Organism: Punica granatum (pomegranate)
Lineage: Eukaryota; Viridiplantae; Streptophyta; Magnoliopsida; Myrtales; Lythraceae
Source: RefSeq, a predicted model, not a curated record